GAGGAGCUCCCCCUGCUGGACGGAAGGAGGGCAGCGCCCAGGCAGGUGCGAGGAGGCCAAGGCUCCGCCGGGGAUCGAAGCUCCCUCCCACGGUUUCCCGGGACAACGCGGCCGCAGAGACGUCACCGGCAGCGGGGCAAAGCGAGGAGGAGAAGGCGGAGGCGGCGGCUGGCUGGCUGGCUGCCGCUCCUUGGCCCCGGCCCUCGCUUUCUUGCAGCGGCGCAUCUUCGGAAGCCUCCGGAGCAUCCUGAGCCGUCCUCAUUGCAAGCAAGCCAAGCGUCCCUUCCCUGGAUGGGCGCGCCAUUCCUGCCCAUGCCUCGCGGGGGCGCCAGAGAGCAACCUGCUUGCCACCUUCUUCUUCGCCUUCCAUAAGCAUUGAGCAGCAGAGGCGAGUAGCAACAAAUAGAAAUCAGUGACAUUUUAUUAUUUCAUUUUUCCAAUAUCAUUUGAAUAAUUUAUUAUGUUAUAAUAUAAUAUUUUUUCUAAUAUUACUAUAGUAUGCUCUCAGUUAAUAGGCACCCAUGGGGGACUAUUUUUCCAAUAUCAUUUUAAUAAUUUAUUAUAUUAUAAUAUAAUAUUUUUUUCUAAUAUUACUAUAGUAUGCUCUCAGUUAACAGGCACCAUGGGGGACUUGAUUGAUGCCAUGCUUUUAAUGUUGUUUCUAGUUGCUUGAGAGUUGCUUCCGGUAUUAAAAACAGGCCUCACUAUUACUAGACCCCAUAUUUUUUCUAAUAUUACUAUAGUAUACUCUCAGUUAACAGGCACCAUGGGGGACUUGAUUGAUGCCAUGCUUUUAAUGUUGUUUCUAGUUGCUUGAGAGUUGCUCCCAGUAUUAAAAACAGGCCUCACUAUUACUACACCCCAUUUUUUUUCUAAUAUUACUAUAGUAGCCUCUCAGUUAACAAGCACUCAUGGGGGACUUGAUUGAUGCCAUGCUUUUAAUGUUGUUUCUAGUUGCUUGAGAGUUGCUCCCGGUAUUAAAAACAGGCCUCACUAUUACUACACCCCAUAUUUUUUCUAAUAUUACUAUAGUAACCUCUCAGUUAACAGGCACCCAUGGGGGACUUGGUCGAUGCCAUGCUUUUAAUGUUGUUUCUAGUUGCUUGAGAAUUACUCCCAGUAUUUAAAAACAGGCCUCACUAUUACUACACCCCAUGCUAUACCAUAAAGCCAGUAUUGACACUUGAUAUUCAUAUUGAAGUACAGUUACUAAAAGCCAUUCGAGACAAAGACAAACUCAAAACAUUAUAAUAUCGUUUCUGGUUGUUUGAGAGUUCUUGCUAAAAAUUAGGCCUAACUAUGCCCCACUAACACCUCAUGCUAUACCAUAAAGCCAGUAUUGACACUUGAUAUUCAUAUUGAAGUACGGUUACUAAAAGCCAUUCGAGACAAAGACAAACUCAAAACAGUAUAAUAUCAUUUCUGGUUGUUUGAGAGUUCUUAUUAAAAAUUAGACCUAACUAAUAGUAUACUCCAUACUAUUUUGUUUUCAUGUCAGGAGCUGCAAGUCGCUUCUGGUGUGAGAAUUGGCUGUCUGCAAGGACGUUGCCUGAGGGACGCCCUUAUGUUUGAUGUUUUACCAUCCUGUGGGAGGCUUCUCCCAUGUCCCCGCAUUUGGAGCUAGAGCUGACAGACGGGAGCUCACCCUGCUCUCCAGAUUCAAACUGCCAAACUUUCAGUCAGCAGUCCUACCGGCACAAGGGUUUAACCCAUUGUGCCACUCAGGGCUCCUUCCCAUAUUACUAUAUGAUACAUUCUGUGUUGAUUUGAUAUUAAUAUUAAAACAUAAUAAUUAAAAUUAAGUAAAGUAAAGACAAACUUAAAUAUAAUGUAAGAUGGUUUCACUAUGUUACUAUAUAUUUGUGAACACAAUAUGAAGAUACUUAAAACAAUUUCAUUUUAAUUUUUUUAUUGAAGUAUGUCAACUAUUAGUUCUUUUAUCUUAUUUUUGACGGUUACUUGAGGUCCAAUUAACCGAGAAUCAACUACAGUAGAGUCUCAUUUAUCCAACAUUCUGGAUUAUCCAACGCAUUUCUGUAGUCAAUAUUUUCAAUACAUCAUGAUAUUUUGGUGCUGAAUUCGUAAAUACAGUAAUUACUACAUAGCAUUACUGUGUAUUGAACUACUUUUUCAGUCAAAUUUGUUGUAUAACAUGAUGUUUUGGUGCUUCAUUUGUAAAAUCAUAACCUAAUUUAAUGUUAAAUAGGCUUUUCCUUAAUCUCUCCUUAUUAUCCAACAUAUUCACUUAUCCAACGUUCUGCCGGACCGUUUACAUUGGAUAAGCGAGACUCUACUGUAUAUUUAAAGUAUUAUUUUUUUGAAAAUUCUACUCUCCGGUUGCUUGAGAGUUCUGGUUGCUUGAGUUCCUCUUAACUGAGAGUCUACUGUAUCUAAAGUAUUAUUUCUUUGGUUUUCUUUCAUGGCUGGUUGCUUUAGAGUUCCAGUUGCUUAAUUUCCAGUUUAGUCCACUGUAUUCGUAUUCCAUGGAGUUGCCCACCCUACCGAGCAAUGUGUCUGGGAGUUCUGGUUGCUUGAGUUCCUCUUAACUGAGAGUCUACUGUAUAUAAAGUAUUAUUUCUUUGGUUUUCUUUCAUGGCCAGUUGCUUUAGAGUUCCAGUUGCUUAAUUUCCAGUUUAGUCCACUGUAUUCGUAUUCCAUGGAGUUGCCCACCCUACCGAGCAAUGUGUCUGGGAAUGGCAAUGGGAGCAUGGACUUUGGAGGGCCGAGUUGGGCACCGGACCCCAGGCGAUGGGGCUCAUCGGGGGCGGCGUUGGCCUCCCAAGCGUUGCUCCUCCUCCUGAUCUUCGCCCUCUCCGCCCUGGGCAACGGUGCCGUGGUGGGGGUCAUCGUGCGGCACCGGCAAUUGCGGACGGUCACCAACGCCUUCGUCCUCUCCUUGGCCUUGGCCGAACUGCUGGCCGCCGUGUUGUGCCUUCCGCCCGCCUUUUUCAGCCUCCUCAGCGGCCUGUGGCUCUUUGGUCCACGUCUUUGCAUCGCCAGUGCCACCCUCCACGCAGGGCUCGGUGUCGCCGCCACACUCACCAUGGCCCUGCUUGCCUUUGACCGCUAUUGCGCCAUCGUCCGUCAGCCGCGACACAAGAUGAGCCGCCGCCGUGCUGCCCAGCUCUUAGCUGCCGUCUGGUUGGCCUCCUUGGGCUUCUCCAGCCCGUGGUAUCUUCUAGCCCAAGAGGAGGAAGAGGAGGAAGAACAGGUCGCCGUGUCCGGGAAUGUGGCACCUACCGCGGCCGACCACUGCCUCUAUGUCUUACCAUGGAGCUCUUCCCGGUUGGGAGCCUCCUACGGAGCCACCUUGAUCGUCCUUUGCUACCUGCUGCCUUUCUCCGUCAUGUGUUUCUGCCACUACCACAUCUGCCGAGCCGUCCGGCUGUCGGAGAGCCGUGUGCGGCCCCUCACCACGUACGGGCACCUCUUGCGCUUCUACGGCGAGAUGCGGACGGCCACCACCGUCCUCAUCAUGAUCGUCUCCAUCAUCUGCUGCUGGGGGCCCUACUGCCUCCUGGGCCUGGCCGCCACCGUCGGGCAUCUCUCCUUCUCGCCCACUUUGGACGCCGCGGCCAGCUGGAUGGCUUGGGCCAACGGGGCCGUCAACCCCCUCAUCUACGUCGCGCGCAACCCCAACAUCUCGCUGCUCCUGGGCCGCAGCCGCGAGGGGGGCUACCGGACCCGGAACAACAACGUGGCCGCCUUCUUCGCGGCAACGAAAGGACGCCGCUUGGAUGCCAAGGGCCGGGCCGAGUGCUACACCAGCCACAGCGGGGUCACCGCCGGGAGCACCCUGACCUCCUCCAGCCCGGCCAGCGGGAACGAAUUGGCCAUGUGGGCCUGUAAAAACCCCGCCGUCCUCUUCUGUCGCGAUGGGAAGCCUGGCACGGCUGCUGGAUGCCCACAGCCCAAACUGGCUACUUGUGAUACAAGCCUUUGAGACAAAACAAUGUUGUGGGAAGCAACAAGGAAGCCAGUCACUGUGUUGUCGAAGGCUUUCGUGGCUGUUGUAUGAUCACAGGGUUGUUGUAUGUUUUCCGGGCUGUAUGGCCAUGUUCGGAGCCCCGGUGGCGAAGUGCAUUAAAGCACUGAGCUGGAGACCAAAAGGUCCCAGGAUCAAACCCCGGGAGUGGCGUGAGCAGCCGCUGUUAGCUCCAGCUCCUGCCAACCUAGCAGUUCGAAAACAUGCCAAUGUAAGUAUUUAUUAUUUAUUUAUUUACAGCAUUUAUAUUCCGCCCUUCUCACCCCGAAGGGGACUCAGGGCGGAUCACAUUACACAUAUAGGCAAACAUUCAAUGCCUUUUUAACAUAGAACAAAGACAAACAAACACAGGCUCCAAGCGGGCCUCGAACUCAUGACCUCCUGGUCAGAGUGAUUCAUUGCAGUUAAUUGUAGCUGGCUUGCUCUCCCGCCUGCACCACAGCCCACCACAGUAGAUCAAUAGGUACCGCUCCGGCGGGAAGGUAAUGGCGCUCCAUGCAGUCAUGCCGACCACAUGACCUUGGAGGUGUCUACGGACAACGCUGGCUCUUCAGCUUAGAAAUGGAGAUGAGCACCAACCCCCAGAGUCAGACAUAACUGGACUUAACGUCAGGGGAAACCUUUACCUUUACCUUAUGGCCAUGUUCUAGAAGUAUUCUCUCCUGACCUUUCGCCCACAUCUAUGGCAGGCAUCCUCAGAGGUUGUGAGGAAUGGAAGGAAGGAAGGUUUAUAUAUAUCUUUGGAAACUCCAGGGUGAGAGAAGAACUCUUUGUCAGUUGGAGGCCAGUAUGAAUCUACAGACCCACAAAGAAAAUCCUAUCUACAGAACUAUCUACAGACCCACAAAGAAAAUCCAACAAAUGCUACAGUCAGAGAGGGACAAGAGGGAUCCUCUCACCUCUGCAGGGGUCUACCGGAUACCAUGCAGCUGUGGACAAGUAUACAUAGGGACCACCCAACGCAACAGCAUUGCCCAAACAUGAGUCAAAGAGCAUGAAAGGCACUGCAGACUCACUCAACCAGAGAAAUCAGCCAUAGCAGAGCACUUGAUGAACCAACCUGGACACAGGAUAUUAUUUGAGAACACAGAAAUGCUGGACCACUCUAACAACUAUCAUGUCAGACUACACAAAGAAGCCAUUGAAAUCCACAAGCAUGUGGACAACUUCAACAGAAAGGAGGAAACCAUGAAAAUGAACAAAAUCUGGCUACCAGUAUUAAAAAAACUCAAAAAUCAGAACAGUAAAUAAGAAGCAACACUCUGAAAACAGAGGAGUUCCAGACAUGGGAACCAGGGGCAGCUAAAGACUCUGAACAAAGGAUGCCCCCAGGCAGGAAGAAGCCAGAAGAUGAAGCUAUUCAAUGCUAAUUAAGACGAUUAACUACAACAUUCACACUGGCCUCCAACUGACAAGAGUUCUUCUCUCACUCUGGACUUUCCACAGAUAUAUCUAAACCUUCCUUGCUUAGUUUCUCCAUACCUCACGACCUCUGAGGAUGCCUGCCAUAGAUGUGGGCGAAACGUCAGGAGAGAAUACUUCUAGAACAUGGCGAUACAGCCCCGAAAACAUACAACAACCAAGCCAGUCAUUGCUGGUGUAAUAGUGCCAAGAUUGGUCCAUUCAGGUGGGGUGAAAAAUUAUCUAAAAACCUUGUCUCCCAGAAGGAAAAAGAACAUCUUACAGAUAUUAUCACACCCUGCUGUUAAAGCACUGCUAUUCCAUUCUGGGAUUUGUAGUUUGCUGAGAAGGUUUAGUAGACUUUAUUCCAAGGGCUCUCUUUGUGGUCCCACAGGGGUUCAGAAACUCCUCCUAACAUUUCUGAUAUAUUCUUUUAAAUUAUUAAUUCCUUUUUUGUCUUUUAAAAUAGUCUUUGACCGGUUGCCAGUCAGUUUGCUUUUUAGGUAUUCCAUGGAUGCACUCCUAAAAUAAAUGGUUUCAGGGAAAACAGUAUGGGUCAAUUUUGUUUCCUAGGCUUUUUGUGUGACAGUUUUUCCCAUUUACAAAGCUGCAAAAUAUUGGCAACUAUUAACUGGAUUUCUGCUCCGGGGUCUGUUACUUCUCAAGCUCUUGGGCUACAGAGGUAGAAAACACUGUGACUUAAAUGUGUAGCCUUUCUGGUUUAUGGCUGUGUUUACACUGCAGAGUUAAUGCGGUUUGACACCACUUUAACCUCUGUGGCUCAAUGCUAUGGGAUCCUGUGAGAUAUAGUUAUACAAGAUAUUUCACCAAAGUGUACUGGUGCCUCUCCAAACUACAAUGGCCAUGACUCCAUAGCAUUGAGCUGGGACAGCAUGGCAUUUUCCCCUUCAGUGUUCUUAUUUCACCAAUCCACCCUCUGUAUAAAGAAGUAUUCUUAAAAUAUUCUACCUGAGUUGCUCAGUUCCUUUAUUCCAGUUCAUUCCCAGUUUUCUUGUCCACCAGGCAUCACUUAAAUACAAAAUUCGGUUUGACUUUUAAUUCUAUUUCUUCCAUCGAAAUGGACUCGCAUACUGUUCAUGCAUUUUUCUUCUCCAAGCUGAAUAUACUUAGGGUUGUUGUGUGUUUUCUGGUCUGUAUGGCCAUGCUCCAGAAGCAUUCUCUCCUGACGUUUCGCCCACAUCUAUGGCAGGCGUCCUCAGAGGUUGUGAGGUAUGGAGAACCUAAGCAAGGAAGGUUUAUAUAUCUGUGGAAGUUCCUGGGUGGGGGGAAGAACUGUUGGAGGCCAGUGUGAAUGAUGUAAUUAAUCACUUUUGUUAGCAUUAAAUGGCCUUCCCAGUCUCACAUCCUGGCCUGGAGAAAUCCUUUGUUCUGAGUCGUUAAUUGCAGCAUUCACACUUUCCUCCAGCAGACAGGAGUUCUUUUUCCCACCCUAGACCUUCCACAGAUAUAUAAACCUCACUAGCCUAGUUUCCAAUAUACCUCACAACCUCUGAGGAUGCCUGCCAUAGAUGUGGGCGAAACGUCAGGAGAGAAUACUUCUGGAACAUGGCCAUACAGCCCGGAAAACACACAACAACCCUGUGAUUCCGGCCAUGAAAGCCUUCAACAACACAUUGAAUAUACUUAGUUCCUCCAACCUUUCCUUAUGUGUUUUGUUUUCCAUAGUUUUAACCAUCCUUUUUGUGAACAUGCUCCAAUUUGUUUGUAUUCUUCUUCAAAUGAGGCAUGCAGAAUUGAACGCAAUGUACCAGAUGAAGCAAUGUUUACCAUGUAACCGUUCUGAAAGAACCAGAUUGUCCAGAGAGAGCCUUGGAUCUCUGGCAACAUUGAGGUCCUCCUAUCCCAAGCUGGCUUUCUUCUCAAAUGUCUGGGCUUAAAUGUGAUGCUAUUUUUUUUCUCCAUGUGGAUAUUAUUAUUUAUCAUCUGUAUAGCAUUGCUCGGAGAUGCACAGUUGAUUGAACGAUCUCAACUUCGGCACUAAGGUGAAUUGCCUUUUCAUUGCACAUACCUGAGGUUGAUGCCACAUGACUCAGAACUUGUACAUGACUAUCCAUCAUGAAACGUCAGUGCCAAAUGAAGGAGAAAGAGUAGAAAAUAGGACUAAAAAUGGUCUCUGAUGCCUAGUCAAAGAACAAGAAGCUGCAUUGCACACUGUGACAAACUGUUAUUAUUAGUUCUUUGUGUUUUUUGUAUAAGCAAUGUUGAUUGUUAGCCCAACUGAGGUAGACCUACUGAACCAAGGAGACAAUGGGUGCAUAGACUGUCAAAUUAAUGCAGUUUGACGCCACUUUAAUUGGCAUAUCUCAAUGCUAAGUAAUCAUGGGAGUUAUAUUUUGGUGAGGCACCAGAACUCUUUGGCAGAGAAGGCUAAAGACCUUGUAAAACUACAUCUCCCAAAACUACAUCUCCCAUGGUGCCAUAGCAUUGCACCCUGGCAGAUAAAGUGGUGUCAAGUUGCAUUAAUUCCACAGUGUAGAUGAACCCUUAUAUAUUGACUCACCAUUUAACCGUUGGUUUUAGAGGGGUGGAGUCUAUUUUAUUUAUCAAAUUCAGGUCGUCUUCUCAAUGCCAAAUCUGUGCGAUGUCUCUUGGUCAGUUGGCAAUUGGUUGGACCCAGUUGGGGUUUCCUGAGCAAGCUGUACAAAAUUGUUAGAAUUGUAACCCCUAAAAGAGGAAAGUAUAUGUAUUUGUAUUUUUGGCAAGUAUGAUGUUAUUUUAUUUUGUGAGCCAAGAAAUAAACAAAGCUUUCCCUUUUUGUUCCUCCCUGCAA
This is a messenger RNA of Anolis carolinensis (green anole), 8177 nucleotides long. RefSeq names its product G protein-coupled receptor 135 (gene gpr135). The transcript has a single exon. Gene Ontology annotation, biological process: G protein-coupled receptor signaling pathway. Gene Ontology annotation, molecular function: G protein-coupled receptor activity. The record is from RefSeq and is a predicted model, not a curated record. Lineage: Eukaryota; Metazoa; Chordata; Lepidosauria; Squamata; Anolidae. The coding region runs from base 2657 to 3943 and encodes 428 amino acids. Gene Ontology annotation, cellular component: endosome; plasma membrane.